Molecule: messenger RNA, 1001 nt
Organism: Nelumbo nucifera (sacred lotus)
Lineage: Eukaryota; Viridiplantae; Streptophyta; Magnoliopsida; Proteales; Nelumbonaceae
Product: mitochondrial import receptor subunit TOM20-like
Biological process (GO): protein insertion into mitochondrial outer membrane
Cellular component (GO): mitochondrial outer membrane translocase complex
Molecular function (GO): protein binding
Source: RefSeq, a predicted model, not a curated record
UUUUCUCAUUUUCCCUCUUCACUCGUAAAGCCGCUACAACACCUUCUUGCAAGCCCUAGCGCAAGGAGCAGGGAAAAAAACAGGCAGACUUGAGACUCCAUUAAAGAAUUUUGAUCAAACCACCGCAGUAGCAGUCAUGGACGUGCCCCAGAGCGAUUUCGACCGCCUCGUGUUCUUCGAGCACGCUCGAAAGACUGCCGAGGCCAAUUACGCUAAGAAUCCACUCGAUGCAGAUAACCUUACGAGAUGGGGAGGAGCGCUUCUUGAAUUGUCACAAUUCCAAAGCGUCGCAGACUCUAAGAACAUGAUAAAAGAUGCCAUUUCGAAGCUGGAGGAGGCGUUGUCAGUUAACCCAAGAAAGCAUGACACACUUUGGUGCUUAGGAAAUGCACACACAUCUAAUGCCUUUCUAACUCCUGAGCAUGAGGAAGCCCAGACUUACUUUGAAAAAGCUUCUCAGUACUUCCAGCAAGCAGUAGACGAAGAUCCAGGAAAUGAGCUUUACCUCAAGUCUUUAGAGGUUACUGCUAAGGCUCCUGAACUGCAUAUGGAAAUCCACAAGCAUGGGCUUAGUCAACAGGCAACAGGAACAAGUGGAGGAUCUUCAACUUCUUCAAGUGCAAAGAGCUCAAAGAAAAAGAAAAGCAGUGACCUCAAGUAUGAUAUUUUUGGAUGGAUAAUCCUUGCAGUUGGCAUUGUUGCAUGGGUGGGUAUGGCAAAAUCUCAUGUUCCUCCACCACCUCCAAGAUAAGAACAGCAAAUAUUUUGGGCAUCUCUGGAGGCAAGCCUACUGCUGUUUGGAAUGUUUACACUGAGGUUUGAUUUUGGUCAAAAGUUUUCCAAGAUAAGCUCUGUAGAAAAUUUAGCAGUAUGUGGUCAACUAUCUGUAUGUUGUUUUUAAAUUCAAAGAGAUUACUUGGUGAUUGACAGAUUUCUGUUACAAAAUAUUAAUUUCCUCUUUUUUUUUUAAUUUUUUAUUUGAGAAGUUUCUCUUACACCCA